AUGGGCGCUCUUUCGAAGCAAAUCUGGUCUGGCACGGCUCCGAUUGCGAAGGAUUGCCUCACAGUCCUCACCAACUCCUUUCAACAGCUUCCUGUCAGCUCUUGCCGCGAGAUGCUUCUGGAACAGGCUGGCAGUCGUCAGGUUGAGUACAAGCGAGUGGCACAAGGGGAGGUGGGCAUUGCAGCGGCCACACUGACGCACGUCAUGUGCGAGCUGCUCCCAACGUCCUGUCACGAAAGCUCUGUGCUGCUCAUGGAUGAGAAUGUUGUUGCCGCUACUUCCUUGGUAGAUGCAGUACUGGAAGCAGCGCCGCCGUACCUCCGCGACGACCUAUUUGGCGAAUUCCCUCGGAUGCUGCAGCCGUCGCAGCUGUGCCUCGUCGCUGGCGGGCGAGGGGCGAGGUCCGAUCUGCACAUCGAUCCGCUGUCGUGGACCGGCUGGAAUUGUUUGCUCGAAGGGAGAAAGGCCUGGCGAUUCUACCCCGACACGCCGCAGAAUACCGAAGCGUUUCGGCCUCUGGGCCGGCCCUUUGGCAUAGGCAAAGGAGGCGCAGGGAGCGCACAGCUCUGCACCAUUGGAACCGGCUGGCGAAGCGAGGUGGACCUCUUCGCGCAAUUGACCACCCACAGCCGCCUCAACGACAAGGUCCCUGAUGGCUCGGCAUCGUUCCAGGCAGACUUCGGAAGAUUUCCGCAUGCACGAGGCUGCACGGUCUGCCUGGAUCACGUGCAGGAAGCUGGCGAGACACUGAUCUUUCCAGGGCACUGGUGGCAUCAAACAUACCACCUGAGCCCCACCUUGGGCUUCGCUGGGCAGGUGCUGAAUUCGGAGAACUUGAGACAGGUCCUCGGCCACAUCAUCAGCUGGUGCGGCUUGGAGGCCCGAGACGAGGUGGCAUGGGGCCAAGAGCCACGAGCCCUCAUCGCCCAGGUUCUUGGUGAGGCCAUCGACUCCUUUUGA
This is a messenger RNA of Symbiodinium natans, 960 nucleotides long. The record is from the annotation of a GenBank genome assembly. NCBI's taxonomy places the organism in Eukaryota, Dinophyceae, Suessiales, Symbiodiniaceae.